CCUCCUCUGGCACAUUCUACAGGCACUGUGCCGAGUGAUAUACCUCUAACCACGAAAUUCAUAUUUUCCUAUGCGACAAGGUUCCAUUCAGCUUCGAAUUCGUCAUUGAUUGAGCCUUGUUGCCUCAUUGCCGCUGAGACCGGGAUUCCGACGGGCCUUCAUUCCCCCACGUUCAACUCGACUAAAGCAUCGCCCGAACCUAAAUAAGGGAUUUUUUUUACCCGUUUCCCCUUUUCUUUUGAACGCUGCCGUUAUUUUGUUUAGCGAAUAAAAAACGGCGAGGUAUUUGUUCAAAAAACGGGAUUGUUAAGGUUCCGUUUAGCCUCGUCGCUGGUACCGAGCACUACCGGCUCAACACCCCUGCAUGUGCUCCUUCUCUCUUCUUGCCACAUUAAGUUAGGAAGCUCAGGUCUUGUGGGGAGCUCUUCGAUAUGGCGCCAGAGAUGCGGAAAGAAGUGUUAGAUGUCGAGAAUGGUGUCACGAAUCAGACACCUGCAGACGAUUCCCAAACGUCCGAUAACGAUGGUGGUGAGCGUCCUGUACGAAACAAGUUAAAGAAGACUACCAUUACUUCGGCCCCAAACCAGCGCGAUGAUUCUAGCAGGGCGAGCAGCCGGGGCAGGAAGCGGUCAUAUAAUAGCGACGAGGAGAAUCCCGAGGACGAUUCUGGUCAUAGGCGGAAGCGGUCGCGGGACUCGAAUACGGAGGAAAUGGCAGACGCAGCGCCAGCGAAAGAAACAACAGCUGUGACGCUUAAACUUGAUGCGCAGGAGGAGCAGCCGGAGCAGCCACAGGCACAGGCCCAAGGCUCAGCAAGCGGAUUGAAGAAGAAGAGGAGUAGGGAUCAAUUGGAUAAGGAUGAAGCGAAGGUUGAGGAUAAGGCGGCUAAGGCGGAAGUUAAGGACUCUUCGGAGAAUCGUGAAUCUGCUGAGAAGACUGCGGCUACAGCUACAGCUGAAGGGGAACCUGAGAAGAAGAGGCACAGGGAUGUACUCGGGGAGAGGGAACCGGCUCCUCUUCCUAGCCCGUUCGCAAACACAUCGUCCGUAUCGCCAUUUGGGUCAAUUGCCGCUUCAUCUUCCAAACAAGCUGAAGACGCGAAGCCCGCUACAUCUCCAGCCGCAUUUGCCUCCUCAAGUUUAGCUGCGUUUGCUGGCUCAGAGCAAUCACCCUUCGGCUCUCUCGGUGCGUCAACGCCAUCGGUUUUCAAAUCAUCAACCGAGUCCGUUCCCGCGGGUUCAGACAAGCCCGCUGCCACCGGAUUUGCCUCGGCAGCCAAAUCGUCUGGCUUUGCAGGGUUGGGAGGAGGGUUCUCGGGGUUCAGCGGCGGCUUCGGGGCUGCAGCUGCGAGUACAGGGGGUGGUCUGACCAGUUUUGCUGCUCCUGGUGGCUCGGCUCUUCUGGGUACUUCCAGCGCGAAGCCUUUUGGUGCUGAAGCUGACUCGGAUGAGGGGGAUGAUAAGGACGAUGAGGGGGAGACUGGGCCUGCAGAGUUCGAGCAGGAUAAGACCGACGAAAGAUUCUACGAGCGGCAGAUUGAAACCGGUGAAGAGCAAGAGAAGACAUACUUCACCUGCAAAGCCAAACUCUUCCACUUUUCGAACAAGGAAUGGCGUGAGCGAGGUCUCGGUACUUUCAAGGUCAACGUCAAGGUCACCGACGACGUUGAAGACAAAAAGGGGGCGCGUAUGAUCAUGCGCGCUGACGGAGUUGGGCGCGUCAUGCUUAAUACGCCCUUGUUCAAGGGGAUGAAGGUUGGCGAUGCCGCGGGCAAUGAGCCGAAAUCCACAAAACAGAUUCACUUGGCGAGCUUGGAGGACAACCGUUCUGUUCCGCUCUUGCUAAGGACGGGGAGUGAAGACCAGGCUAAGGAGCUGUACCAUACGCUCCAGGACUUGUUAAGCCAUCAGUAACUUGGAGACUCAUUUGUACCUUAGCAGAGUGCCCGUGAGCAACCAACAGUUCCUGUAUGUGUAUCUUCUACGAAGAGUGAUAGCAUAAGGUCUGCAGGCGGCUAUUUUGCAUUCGGAAUGGGAUUGGGAAGUAAGUUAAGCCACGAAGUAGUUGGAAACCUGGGUACUACUUCUUCAUAAUCUAUUGUUAGUUAGUAUUUGCAU
Molecule: messenger RNA, 2117 nt
Organism: Aspergillus nidulans FGSC A4
Lineage: Eukaryota; Fungi; Ascomycota; Eurotiomycetes; Eurotiales; Aspergillaceae
Product: ATP-dependent 3'-5' DNA helicase
Exons: 6
Coding region: 432-1913 (493 amino acids)
Cellular component (GO): nucleus
Source: RefSeq, a predicted model, not a curated record